Molecule: messenger RNA, 1657 nt
Organism: Silurus meridionalis
Lineage: Eukaryota; Metazoa; Chordata; Actinopteri; Siluriformes; Siluridae
Product: C-type mannose receptor 2-like
Exons: 6
Coding region: 3-1232 (409 amino acids)
Source: RefSeq, a predicted model, not a curated record
UGAUGCUCUAUAAUAAGUGCUUUAUGUUCAGGUGCACAACACAAAACACACACCCUGCUAUAACGGACCAGAGAUACAUGAGUUUUCCUACAGAUAUGUUUUGGAUUAUUUCAGUGACCAUUUUCUUCUCAGUAUGUGGUGUACCGGCGUACAUCCCUCAUCGCUAUCACUUUGUGAACGAGAAUAAAACCUGGAGCGAAGCUCAGACUUACUGUCGAGACAAAUACACUGAUCUGGCAACCAUCAGCAACAUGGACGAGAUGAAGAAGCUGAAUAUCACACUGAAGAUAGAAUCUGAAAAGCUAGCUUGGAUCGGUCUAAAGAGCGAGAGCGUUGGGGAAUGGAAGUGGUCUCUGGCAGACCAAACUUUCUACAGAGGUGGAGACACUUACAGGAACUGGAGUAGUGGAGAACCAAACAAUAAUGGAGGAAAUGAACACUGUGUUGAUAUUGCAAAAACUGGCUUUUGGUUUGACAUCAGAUGUGACUUAAUGUUACCUUUUGUUUGUUAUGAAGGCAAAAACAGCAGGGAUAAUUAUACAUUCAUUCAUGAAACAAAGACCUGGUAUGAAGCUCAGACCUUCUGCAGAGAGAAAUACACCGACCUGGUCAGCGUGAGGAACCAAACUGAGAAUGAAUUGAUCACAAAUCUUAUUCAAACUGCAGUGAAAGAUUAUGGUGUUUGGAUUGGUCUCUAUAAUGACUCCUGGAAGUGGUCAGAUCAGAGUAAUUCCUCAUUCAGAUACUGGAGCUCUGACAAACCCAGAGAUGAUUUGAAAUGUGCAGCAGUGAGUGGGUCUGAGCAACACUACUGGAGUGAUCUGAGCUGCACAGAACAACUUCCAUUCAUCUGCCAUGAGAAAUUCCUGAUCCUGAUUAAAGAGAAUCUGAGCUGGUGGGAAGCUCUGAACUACUGCAGGAACCAUCAUCAUGACCUGGUCUCAGUUCGCAGUGAAGAGAUGCAGCUCUGGUUGAAGGAAGUGAUUCAAAACGCCUCCAGUGAACACGUGUGGCUCGGUCUGCGUCACGACUGUGCCCAGCGUAUCUGGUUCUGGGUUUACGGAUCGAUGAUCUGCUAUCAGAACUGGGCUCCGGGGUACGGGACCUGGAAUGAAGACUGCAGCCAGGAGAAGAGAAGUGGAGCAGUUCAGGCUGGAGGAACGCAGCAGUGGAUCGAUCUGCCUGAGAGCUACAAACUCAACUUCAUCUGCUCUACUUAUGACGAAGACUGAAGACAUGUUGCGGUCCCUCACCUGUAUAUCUACAGCAGUCUCUUCUUUACAAUCUUCAACACAUUUGUGGUACAAUGAAUCCUGUUCAUCCAUAUCAUUUCAUUAUAUGUUUAAUACAAUAUUCAGUAAAUUCUAUAGACUCCAUGUAGCAUGAACUUGUUACAGAAUUAUCAUUAUUAUUAUUUCUUUUCUUAUUAUUACAGGGUUUUAUGGGCAGUUAAGAUGAAAUGUAUUUACCUGAUUUCUGAUAUUACAGCUUGUUUGGGAUUCACAUUUGUUUUUUCCUUGUGGUCAAAUGUAUUUAUUUUUUUCGAUAUUUGCAGAAUCACAUGAUGGAUAUUGUACUUGGGCUUUUCUUUCUCAUCAAAUAAAUAAGCAAGAAUGACAACUACUACUAAAAAUGAUACAUGAUAAUAAUAAUAAUA